Colletotrichum phormii is the source of this 1801-nucleotide messenger RNA. RefSeq lists its product as uncharacterized. Lineage: Eukaryota; Fungi; Ascomycota; Sordariomycetes; Glomerellales; Glomerellaceae. The transcript has a single exon. The coding region runs from base 126 to 1691 and encodes 521 amino acids. The record is from RefSeq and is a predicted model, not a curated record.
UCCGUCUCUGAUACCGGGAAGUCUACGGAUAGGGCGGUCUGGGGAGGAGACCUUGAAUGAUCUUUGAAAAAGGCUGUAUGCCGUAUACUACGUGGAGCCCAUGAAACGUCUCGUGGAAUGGAUGUAUGUCUUGGUGUCGUGGCAGAUGCCAUCACGGGCAGUUCUGGGUGUCGUUGCCCAAAUCGACCCCCUUCGUGGUGCAACUGAUGUGGGUUCGACGAAGUACACGCAACAUUGCAAAAUGUGGCUCUUUGCGCCACGGGGAUGGUUUGGACUCUUUCGAAUCCGUAUACGGCCUGAACAUCGAGCAGCGAAGUCAAUGGCCUAGGACGCUGAACUCGGCAGCCAUGUACCGGCCCAUGUCACCACUUCUGGAUCUUGCGCAAAGCGGUACAAGUAUGAAAAGACAUCGCGCCAAUGCCUGUCUGCCAUCAGGCCGACGUAGGAACUCUCGUGUUCGUCUCGCCGUAACAAUGGGCUGUAAUCCAUCGAGACCUCUCAAUAGCUUACAAACAGACGUAGACCAGACCCUGCCCACGCACUAUCCACUGACCGUAACUCGUCCGCCUCGAUACUCAUAUAAUGAGCAUAACGAAGCGUGUCGCCUGCUCCGGCCUUGGACUGUGCGAGGCGCAAAGUCCCGCAGCUUCAUGUUCGUUGUUCAUGUCAUCAAUAACAGCUUGCUAGAUAGGUCGCAAACGCUUGCCCAGAUCAGGCUGCUGAGCCACUUGCAGCAGCUCGCAUACAUCCAUAAGCUUCAGGUUUUGGUCAAGUGUCUGGAUUACUUGUCUGAUACCGAUGAUGACCCAUACGCGGCGGAUGAGAAACAACUCUAUCAGGGCAUGCUAGCAGCGCGAUCCAAGGCAGAAAUGAUCCGUCUGUGGGACGACAGACCGCCGACGGCGAGUUCUCCGAGCCCCGAAGAGAUCACAACUGCCGAGCAUCGGAUCAGCGCCGUCAUCGACCAGGUUCGACGUAGUCGGGAUGUAGGCGACGUAGAUGUCAAACACCAAAUAGAACCAGAGAUCGUUGCGGCGCUCUCUCGUUUUGCCAAGAGCUGGACCCUGAACGACUUCAUGGAUACGCACGAAAAGAUCAUGGGCGAGCCGCCGACGUUGAAUGCGGCUGGCAUAUCGAAGCUGCAGGCCCAGUUCAUACUGCAAGCCCAAGUCGCCCGUGCGAGCCUGACAAGUGACAACGGAGCGACGCCGACCAUCUCCGUCAGCUUCUUGCCGGACGACGUCCCUAACGUAACGCUCAUCAACAUCAAAAAGCAGUGGAAGGCACUAUUCGUCCCGCUGGCGAAACGCGUCAAAGAGUCGGAAAAGUCCCUGCGUCAAGAUCUCUACACGAUGCAGCUCGUCUCUCUCGGGUCUGCGCAUAGCAAGGGCGGACAGCAGUGGAAAGAACUGGAUGAGCUGGGGCAGGCCGGCAUGGACAUCAUCGACCAUCUCCACCUGGACGCGGGCCAGAUACUGCUGCGGGGCCCGGGCCCGCUCCUCGGCCAAAAAAUGCUGCUGGGCUCUGUGGGCCCUGUCGCCGACCGAGCGAAGGCAAGACGAGAGUCGGAGGCGGGUCUGUACGGCACGGGAGGUUCUCAAGCGACAUACGAGGACAUGGACGCGUGCGUUUGCCAGACGCAAGGCAUGGUUCCGGGAGUCGAGUACGUGCAACUGAGUCAAGAUGCGUAGCAGAGGGUGAUUCUCGGCGCCUAUCAAUGUCAUAUAAUCUCUGUGGGUCUAGUUAAUAAUGCUUCUUCGGAUGGAAGUGACACUGCGACAUGCGCUGUAUUUUCAUGACA